AAGAGUUUUACCUGAACUCAGAUGAACUAUAACUGUCUCAACUUCCAACAUGAGGCAAAAACACUUUAUUUUCUAAAGAUGAACAAUUGCAUAAUGGGAAAUGGUGACUUAUCAGUUCAGUAAAAGAUGCUUAUCUUAGUCAUUGUCUUCCUGUAGAGCAAGACUUCUGUGGGAAAUGACAGAGAGAAAUGGAGAGAGAUGGGGAAGACAGAGAGGGAAGAAAAAGAUAGACACCUGCAGACCUGCUUCACCGCUUCACUGCAGCAUCCCAUUUCUCAGAGGAAUCACUCAUCUCGACAGCCAGGGAGAGAGCCUGGAUGUUCAAGUUGGGGAAUGGCAGUCAAUGUGUAUUCUACCUCGAUAACCCAAGAGACUAUGAGCAGACAUGACAUCAUUGCAUGGGUUAAUGAUAUAGUAUCUUUAAACUACACAAAAGUGGAGCAGCUUUGUUCAGGAGCUGCUUACUGCCAGUUCAUGGACAUGCUGUUUCCAGGCUGCAUUAGUUUGAAGAAAGUAAAAUUCCAAGCAAAGUUGGAACAUGAGUAUAUUCACAAUUUUAAACUUCUGCAAGCAUCAUUUAAGCGAAUGAAUGUUGAUAAGGUGAUUCCAGUGGAGAAGCUUGUAAAAGGACGCUUCCAGGAUAACCUGGAUUUUAUUCAGUGGUUUAAAAAGUUCUACGAUGCUAACUAUGAUGGAAAGGAGUAUGAUCCUGUAGAAGCACGACAAGGGCAAGAUGCAAUCCCUCCUCCUGAUCCCGGCGAACAGAUCUUCAACCUGCCCAAAAAGUCUCACCAUGCAAACUCCCCCACAGCAGGUGCAGCUAAGUCCAGUCCAGCAUCCAAACCAGGAUCCACACCUUCUCGUCCCUCAUCAGCCAAAAGGGCUUCAUCCAGUGGUUCAGCAUCCAAAUCUGAUAAAGAUUUAGAAACACAGGUCAUACAGCUUAAUGAGCAGGUACAUUCAUUAAAACUCGCCCUUGAAGGUGUGGAAAAGGAAAGAGAUUUCUACUUUGGAAAGUUGAGAGAAAUUGAGCUGCUCUGCCAAGAACAUGGCCAGGAAAAUGACGACCUCGUGCAGCGGCUAAUGGAAGUCCUCUACGCUUCGGAUGAGCAUUAUUUCCACAGAAUGCAACAAGUCACAAGCAAGUUUACUUUACAUCUUACUCCAGCUGAAUGCCAGACGAGUGUUUACUCCAUGUGAGAUUUAAAAUCCUCGGAUGAGAUUUUCCAAAACUACUUCAGGAGGGCCACCCAGAAGAGCCAGAAGCAGAGGAGCAAGUCCAUGAACAGCAGCCCCAGCAGCAAGAAGAGUACUGAACCAUCUUGGCAGCUCUCAAUACGUCCAUUUUGCGUGGGAACUUUUUCUUCUGGAGAAUUGGAACACAUGUGGCCUCAAGUUCAACAGAAACCAGUUGUUCCCAAAAUGCCAUUAACAUCAGCACACUGUUGCAUAUGCCAGCCAGCCACUGCACUCCAUUCCCACUCCCUUUGCCAAGACGCAUUAGCAGCCGACCUACCUGAGAGGUCAUGAGGUCACAUACCUUCAAGCUUCACCACUUGGCUGCUUGAGAUCGGUUCUGCUCUCUUCAUUUCUUUACAGAACAACAACCUCCCCACCCCACCGCCCUACCACACCCACUACCCACCUUCCCCUUUUUUUCCUGGUGUGAAACAAUGGUAAUUUGAUAUAUGGUAUUUAUAUUGGCAUUUCUCAACCCAGUGUCACUAGAUGUCACACACAUUUGUGGUGCUUUGAUGUUUGCAAGUCUAACCUCUGAACUUAAAUUUGGUCAAAAAAUAAAUCAGAACAAAGGGAAACAGUCCUUGACAUGAAAGCCAUGAUGAUAGUGAUUUGUUUCAUGGGGGGGUGGGGGGGGGGUGGGAGGGGGACAGAGUCAGUUUCUCCUUCUACUUACAAAAUAAAAGGGGAGAAGAUGGGUUUGAAACUAGGACUUUAGGAACUAACAGUGUUCGUACAUCAGCAUGUUAGACAACCAACCACACAGUAUGUCAUUAGUUUUGGAAGACAUUCACUCAAGGAAAACACCAUCGCAUCUUGGCCCCUAACUGCUUGCCCCAGCCCCCCUUCCCCCAGGUUCUCAUGCUGUUUUCUUUCUCAGGGUCCUCUUCAGUCGUUAACCACUCUCCCCAAGAAACUGUCAUCAGUUGUUUGCAAUCCAGAGGGCUCCGUGUAGGUGCAGGUCCUCCCGUCUCACUCAGUCCCUCUCCCUUCUUGUGUGGGUCUCAGCCCACAAACUCUUGUCAUCCAAACUUAGAACAACUUUCAGGGUGUACAGCCCCAAGCUUCAGGAUUCUGCCUCAUGCUACACAUUGCUGGAAGGCAGGAAGAAGGGAAGACCUUGUUUCGAGAAGCUGAAUUCCAAGGAAGAGACAUGUUUUUGAAGUCAAGUCUGAUGUUGACACUGGAAUGACAGUAUAGAAAAAUCUCUAACUCCCACAACCUUCUGGAGUAGGGACUUCCCCCUCUUUGACGUGGCUCUCCUUAUCACUGACCUUUGCCAAACUGGAAGUUCAUAAAUAGAGGAAACAUUAAUGAAUUUAAAGCAUUCCUUUUUUUUUUUUAAACUAAUAUUUGCACAUUUUCUUAGUAUCCUUUUGAAAUCUUUGCCUUUUUUCCUUUGACAGAUGGUAUCCCUUCCUGGAUCAUUCAUUUCACUUGGUUCCUAACUUUAGAUUUAUGUUCACUUGUUAUUUGACUUAGCAGGUGCAACAGAUACAAGAAACAAAUGUGCCCACCUCACUUUUCGUCUUCACUGAAAAGCUUAAAAUAAAUUUCUGAAUUAUAUCUAUCAUACAAGCUUUGACAUUUCUUUAUUAAUGGAUGAAACACUAAUCCUAAAUUCUAGUGGUUGAAGCUUUCCACCGAAAGAAGUCUCAGAAUAAACUGUUGGCAGCAAAGUGGUAUUUAUUGAGUUAUAUGUGGAAGAGAUUGCUCGUACUUUGAGGUGAUUGCAGUGCACUGUGCAGAAUUGGACAGAUGUUCUGUGGUGUUCGGUUUCCCUUUCUUCUCUCACCUACUUGCUCUGUGCUACAGCAACAGCUCAUUUCUCUUAGGCUGCAAAGCCUGGCUCUCAGCAGUGACAUCCUCCCACACCUGGUCCAGGUAGUGGUUGUGCUAUACAUAGCAUCAAGCUUCACAGUGUGCUCUCCUGAGCCUGUGGCACUCACUGGUCUUUUUUUUUUUUUUAAGAAGCUCUUGUAAAUUCCAUGCAGAUGAUGUUUCAGUGACUCCUAUACAGUUCUACACCUGCCCUGGACAUCCCAGUACUACCCAGUGCAAGGUACAUCAUGACCCAAACUCCUAAAAUGUGGAUGCAUGUGAGCAGAGCAUGAAGAGGUCCCAUAUUCUCCAGAAACCACCUGGUGCUGUGUCACUUAGCCCUCGGCAGUGACACAGGGCCAUUCCAUUCCUCCCCAGAGCCACAGCUCUACCAUCCAGCUCUUGUGACCUCAGAGAGAACUCUCCCCAGUCAUCAGAGUCCAUUCCUGUUCCCCAGUAUUGGAACACACCCUUUAUUUAAGGAAGAGCUAUAGAUUCCUCUUUCUACUCCCAUCUGAAACAUCUUCCAUUUUACUGAAUCUCAGAGGAAAUCACUGAUGCUGGGGGCGGGAGGUGUCUUUUUAACAUUUGAGUUUCUCAGUACUCUUUGCAUCCCAGCUUCUGUGCAGACCACCUAUCAUUUCUAGGGCUGCUCCUUCUCCCUUGAUGGCUGAACGCCGUGUUUCUUUCAUCUUGGCAUCCACCCAACACGCAUCUUCAUACGGGGUCGAGAAGUGUCCCUGGUUGUGUGUUCUGCUGCUCCUCCUCAGAAGCCAGACUUCAUCCAUAGUCCCCUUCACACCUGACCUGGCUGGUUAUAGCACUUCCACUACCCCUGUCAGAUAGGAAGUGAUUGAAGCAGGGGGCAAGAGAAAGCCCAUCCUCAUUCUAAACAGAAAAGUAGAAAAGACACAAACAUCCAGUUGACUGAGAGAAGUAAACUCCAGAAGGGAACCAAGAACUCCUCCCUUCCCUGGUGAGUAUUUCCAUUCUUCCGUUAAGGUUUAAUAUUGCAUUCAAAUUACUUUUACUAAAUAGUACACCAUAAAGCUUUUGUUAUAUAUUAAAUGUAAACUGAAAGGAAUGUAAACAUGUAUUGUUAAUUAUAAAUAUAGAUAAGUAUUGACAUAAUAGAUGAAAAAGUCUAAUUCAGAUGUAUCACAUUCAUUUUACAUCACCCACCUAUUGUCGCAUGGUAGAAUAGCUUUUUGUCUCUGAAUAUGUGAAUAACUUGACUUGCGUUUAUCUUUUUACAUAUUUAAUAAAAAAAAGUAUAUGUUAAAAUCAA
Erinaceus europaeus (western European hedgehog) is the source of this 4348-nucleotide messenger RNA. RefSeq names its product microtubule associated protein RP/EB family member 2 (gene MAPRE2). Bases 199 to 1200 code for a protein of 333 amino acids. Lineage: Eukaryota; Metazoa; Chordata; Mammalia; Eulipotyphla; Erinaceidae. Gene Ontology annotation, cellular component: microtubule plus-end; cytoplasmic microtubule; microtubule organizing center. Gene Ontology annotation, biological process: protein localization to microtubule plus-end; regulation of microtubule polymerization or depolymerization; spindle assembly. Gene Ontology annotation, molecular function: microtubule plus-end binding. The transcript is spliced from 10 exons. The record is from RefSeq and is a predicted model, not a curated record.